Bursaphelenchus xylophilus (pine wood nematode) is the source of this 9282-nucleotide messenger RNA. The record is from the annotation of a GenBank genome assembly. Lineage: Eukaryota; Metazoa; Nematoda; Chromadorea; Rhabditida; Aphelenchoididae.
AUGAACAACGAAAAAGACAAUGUUUACAUCUUUUGGGCAUGUCUUUUUGAAGACGAAAUAUGUCAAACGUUGAUGACGUUUACGGAAGAAUGGAAAUACUUGGCCCCAUUGUUUCCGGAAGGCCAAAUCGAAAAUUAUUGGGCAAGGUUGUCGGAAAUUGGAGAUAUUGGAGAAGACGAUGAUCCAAAAUGGGUGCAAUUAAAGGAUUUGAUAAGAGAAAUAUGGUCGAAUAUGAUAAACACAGCGAACGACAACAACUUUUACAACUCGUUGAUGGAAUAUUUGAAUAAUUGUAAGUUGGGAGUUUGAGUCAUUUUUAUCGUAUAAAAUGUCGCUUACAACUGUCGUUGUGAUUAUGUACAAAAAAUCACGAGUAAUUAGAGCGUAAGAUGUGAUCUAUAGGCAAUAGCAGUUUUUUUUGAAUUUUGCGACUGUUUAUACGAUGAAAUAUGUUUUUCAAAGUUUCAUCGUAUAAAAUGUCGCUUACACUUAUAGUUGUGAUUAUGUAAACAUAAUCGGUAGUAAUUAGAGCGUAAGGUGUGAUCUAUAGGCUAUAUCAGUUUUUUCUGAAUUUUUCGACAGCUUAUACGAUGAAAUGUGUUUUUCAAAGUUUUUCGUAUAAAAUGUCGCACAGCCCUGAAUUUGUAAAAAAUAGUUUGUAACUGUAAAGUAUUCAGCAGAAUCAAUUAGAUGAUGCAAACGUUCAAAUAUUCGCGACAUCUUAUACGAUGAAUCAAACCCCAAAGUUUUUCUUCGUAUAAAAUGUCACUCGACCGUCUGAUUUCAGCGAAUCCUCAAGUUCGUGAUCUCAUCGACAUGACACCAUCGGAUCAAUCGGAUAUGGAGACUGAUCAGAGCGAAAAACCGUCAGUUUUAAGGUGGAUCAAAGUUUUGAAUGUGAUCAAGGCAUUUGAAGACGACAUUGAUGUAAGGACCUCUUUAAACUAUAUGAUGGCGUACUCCGAAUCCGUAAAAAGAACCCUAUAUCCGAUUCUAAGCCAGCUGGAGGAUGGGACAAUCGAUGAACUGACCGCGAAACGCAAGUUUCUGCGAAGCUCUGUUCUUUUCGGCCCAAAUUCCGAAUUACACCUGCUGAGAACGGUCUGGGAACGGGGCGAAGGGUACCACGGAAAAGUCCGGAAAUUUAUGCCACAGUUUGAGAAAAUAUACGGUAAGAUUUGAACCGAUUUUUGAGGGUUUAAUCGAUUUUUCUUUACAGAAAUCGCGGUCUUCUCAGAAAGUCGCCGUAAGUUUUUAUUUUUGGGGUUUUAAAGGGCUUAAAAGUUGAUUUUUGUAUUUUAUAAAAGGAAAAAAACUGUUUUUGAAUUUGAAAAUUUGCCAUAUUUGCUUUAUUUUUACAAUUGUUAGACUUAAAUUUAUGUAAUUUUCUGACAUUUGAUCCAUUUUUUUAACGUUUUUAGCCAACCGACAUUAUAUUCCAGCCGACACGCCGGCCCGCCAAGCGUUGAAUGAGGUGUUUGACAAGCCAGAACGGCACGAUCCGCUGGUUUCGGUGAAAAUUCCGGACCUCCAAACGAGAUCAAUCGUGGUCGAUAUUGCAAAAGGUGGGCAUUUUUCAAAAUUGUUGAAAAAAAUAUAAUUUUUUAUUGAUGUAGAUUGUGUGGAGACUCUAUUUAGCUAAUUUGAGGGGAAACCCGGACAAAAAAUUCAAAUUUUCAAAUUCCCGCCUAAAUUGGCAUUGUGUUUUUGAGCUUUAAAAUGGGUUUAAAGUAACUCAAAUAGAAAUAGAAAGGUGUAAAUGGGUUUGUAAAACAAAAUUUUGGAUGGUAUUACGGCUUUCGGAUAUUUUUUUAUAUUAUCCAUGAUAUUUAAUGUCAUUUUUUAGCGCAAAAAACGACUUUUUUGGUGCUGUUGAAGCUAAAUAUUAUGCCCAGGCAUUCUAAAGGACAGUUAAAGUGAUUUUGGCUACUUGAUUUUCGUAUGACAUCAGAUAUUUGACAUAAAAUUUGAUAUUAAUUUAAAAAAAAAAUUUUUUAGAACGCCCAAUAAACCUCCGAAACUAUCAAGCGGAACUCACCGAGGGAGCUGUUGAUGGUGAAAACACCUUGAUUUGCGCCCCAACAAACAGUGGAAAGACUUUGACGGCCGUUUAUAUUUGCCGGAAAAGAUGGUAUGAGGCUCUGAAGAACCGAAGAAAAUUCAAAGCCGUGUUGUUCGUGCCCACAAGAGUCCUGGUAGAACAGCAGUACAAGUAUUUCCAGAUGUAUAUGCAGCAAUUAAAGGUCACUUUUUCGGGGUUUUUGUGAUAUUCAUCAUGGUGAAGGUCCGAAAAGGGAAUUUUUUGGUUCGGAAAAUUUUUUUGAAUGUGUGUGGGUAUUAGAUUUCGAUAGGUAUCUGCAACAGAUGCUGAUUUUUUGCCAGAAGUUUGGUGAAAUCCGCAAACAUAAAAAUUUCCAUAAAAUCCGUCAUGAUGACUUCUUUCUAUAGUUCAUUUCUUGGAGAUUUUUGUGAACUGACUUAAUGUCUAGGUCUUAUGCUUUGAAUAUAAAAAAAUUCACUCCGAUCCGAGUGCGCCCUGAGGAUUUAUUAAGCUACGAUGACGCAUUUUUUGGAAAUUCGGGAAAAUCCUUUUAUUACCAUUAUUUUCUUGCAGAUUACGUCGAUUUGCGGUGACGACAGCACCUCGCAACCUCAUCGAGCCAAAAUUCAGAACUCGGACGUCAUCGUCAUGACUCCCAUGACCUUAUUGUAGGUAUCCGAUAUUGUACUUGACAUUUUUUUUGAGUCACCCCCAAAACUUUAUUGUUUUUUUAUGUCAUGAAUUUUCAGGAACAUCCUAAAUUGUCCGAGUGAAACGGCGUCCGACCAUAUAACGUUGGAUAUGUUCACCUUGUUGAUUUUUGAUGAAUGCCAUCAUACCAACGAAAAGUAUCCAUUCAACGGUAAGUGUAUGUUGAAUGGUCAAUGUGUGUUACACAUCCGUAUCAUUGUUUGGCAAAAUCAGCUUUGAAUUUGGCGGUUUUUGCAAAUUUUCCAAAAAAUCCGUCAUGAUGACACUCUUAAUUAUCGAAGUAAUUAAUUCUUUGAUGUCAGGCUUUCGUUGUAUGAACCAUAAGUGUUUUGUAAAAAAUCUGGUCAUUUUUCAUUCCUCGUAUUUUACGAGUUCAGCAAGUCAGGAUGACGGAUUUUCUGGAAUUUUUCAAAAAACCCGAAUUUGUUUGAAAGGUGAUGAUAAAUGGUUUUAGAGAUCAUGAAUUUCUACCAUGAUCUCGUGCAGACCGGAUCGGCAUCGAGCUUGCCGCAGAUUGUGGGCCUAACUGCUUCAAUUGGUGCCAAGGAAGCGAAAGACGCCGGCCAAGCCAGAGAUUAUUGCGCAAAGAUUUGUGCAAACUUGGAUGUCCGAAGAAUCAAUCGAGUCCGAAGACACACCGAGGAACUCCUGGACUUCUCUCCGGUCGUUGUUGAUGGUAAGAUCAGUUUGAAUAUUAGUCAAGUGUAAGAUAGGGAUUCGAAUGAAACUUGGUGAAAAUGAAGUAUAGAGUAUUCCAUGGAAUUGUGAGAAGUUUCAGAUCGCGUUAUGCAGAAACAACCGAAAUUUUAAGGUUUUAAUUUCAAAAAUUAUUUGAAUAAAAAAUAAAAAAAAUGCAAGUGGAAGAAGUUUUUUGGCCGUGAAAUGAGCUGAUUAGUAUUUUUUCUUAUCUUUGAGACCAAUUCUAACCUUAAACCCCCAUUUUUUGACCUAAAUUUAUAUUACACUAGACUAAUUUUUUUUGCAGAAAUCUUCCUUGAACCCAACCCUAUGGAUGGUUGCUUUCAAAUACUCACAGAAGAAGCAGAAACAGUGAUUGCGGACUUAUUGGAGCACCUUAAAGACGUCAUAGAAGACAACGAAGUGCGUGGUUUAAAAGGAGAAAUCAGACGAAUGAAUAUCCAUGCGCAAAUAUGCAGUCUGGAGACGCAAUUGAGUCUAAAGGUGAUGGAAGAUUCGAAAAGGCAAAAAGCAACCGAUAUGAUAACCUGGAUCAAGGUAAACAAGAACUUUUUAUAGUGCACUUGGCAAGUGUAAUAUAAAAAUUUGAUAGGCAUGGGCUGAAAAUGAUGUAAUUAGCUAAACACGGUGUGAUUUCAAGAUUAAGAGUGAAUUUUUAAUUUUAGAUGGUAAACCAGGCAACUUGUAUGGCCCGAUUGACCGACAAAUACACAAUGUUGGAAGAGCUCAAAAAGGAAAAUGCACACAUGGAAUUUAAAACCGGCUACUCGAAGAAACGUUUUCAAGGUGAGAAAUAACUAUUGUGGCUACUUUCGCCGCCAUUGGACUGAUUUUUUGCACUAUUUUUUCAUGAUCAUUAUCAGAUGGUGAAGUGUAAUAUAAAAAAGUGCCUUAACUGAUGGGAAGGUUGUAGAAAGCGGUGAACUGCGGUAUCGAUGGUUUAUGAGACAUUUUUAAGCCUAAUUUAUUGAUUUUGAAACCCAAAAUUUUCAAAUUUUCGAAUUGCCGCCAUUUUUUGGCAUUGUGUUUCAAGCGCCGGAAUUGGUGAAUUGGCCAUUGUAAGCGGGAAAGGGAAGCUGGAAUGUGCGUUUAGAGCACGUAAAGAGGAUAUUGGGGCUGUAGAUUUGAGAAAUCCAGCAAUUUUUUAUAUUAUCCAUGACGUUUUUUUUUACGUUUGGCAGAAUCAUUGGGAUUCAAAAGGAAAUUAGCCGUAUGGGUCCUCAAAUUGUUCGAUAGUCUCUAAUAUUUAUUUUAUACCAUUCUAUUCUAUUUUUACUACUUAUUUUACUACUUUUUUUUAUUUAUUUGCAGCCACAAUUUCCCGCCUUGAAGCCCACCCGGACUUCAAAUCGACGCCGUUUGAGAAGCUCCUCUCAAUCAUCAGAGAAGAGUUUGCCAAAAAUUCGGAUACCCGAGUGUUGGCUUUUGUUGAGACGAGAGUACUCUGUCUGCUGUUGGCCGAACGCCUCCAACAUUACACCGGAAUCGAGACCAAACAUCUGACGGGAAGCGCGUCCGCGGAAAACGCCGGCCUAAAUAAGGCCAAACAAAAUGAAGCCGUCAGGAGAUUCAGGAACGGAGAAGUGAAAAUCCUGUGCUGUACGUCCGUGGCGGAUGAGGGAUUGGACAUCCCGGAGUGCAAUGUGGUCGUCAAGUAUAAUGAUACCACCAAUGAGGUCGCUCAUGUCCAAAGAAAAGGUAAAUAUUAUGGGAGAUUUGGCCGCUAAGGAGGGUAAAAUGGUGUUCUAGACUUGGGAAAUUUGAAAUUUUGAAAAAUAUGAUUUUUUGAAAAUUUCCAAGAAAUGUGUCAUCGUGACCAUUUUGCCCACUUUAUGAUGGUUUCAGUCGGAUCAAAAUUUUUUGAGACGUUGUUGAUGAUGCAUAGAUUGUAAUUUCAAACUGAACUUUCGGAUUGGCAUCAAAAUUAACGUGUCAUCAUGACGGAUUUUCUGGAUUUUUGAGAUUUUUCGGAUUUUGAUGGCCUAAAGCGAUUUGAAAAGGGAAAAAAAUGAUUUAAAACGCGUUUUGCCACACUUUGGAGCUUAGCCGAACAGAGGGCGGACAUUGCUAAAAUCGGGGUCUCAGAAUUGAACGAAAAUUGGUCAACUUAAUCACUGAUAGGCACAAAACAUUCGCUUUCUUUGUUUUUGCCCAAAAUUACCGUAUGACGGCAUACUGUAACAUCUUUUUUUUAAAAAGAUAUGCCCUAAUCGAGAAAACGAAGCGCCAUUUCAGCGCAAAUUGAGUUCAGGUAUAUGUUUUCGAUCAUGUAGAACAUUUUUGUAAUUGUCACCGAGAACUAAAAAGUACAUCUAAGCUAUGUUACACUUGAGGCAACAUACCAUUUCGGGUAUAAAAAAUGCAGUUUGGACGAGGCGCAGAUUUUGAAACCGGAAUACUAAACUUCAAACCUCGUCUAACAAACCAUAAAAAUUUCAGAAAGAUCAAAUGUAUAGUUUUUGAGAUAUCGGACAUUCAAUGUCUCAUGUGCAAGACCACCUUGACCCCGAAAAAAUCUGGCAUUCUUAGGUUUUUGGCAAGGCGCAGAUUUUGAAAGUUUUCAAUACAUUUUUAUGACAUUUUAAUAGGAUACAGAAAGUUUCAGAGGAAAAAAAUGAAUAGUUUUUGAGAAAUGUACCAAAAUACUUUGUUUUAGGUCAUCAGAUGCCCGAAAAAAUCUGGCAUUCCUAGGCUUUUGGCUAGGCGCAGAUUUUGAAAGUUUCCAGUACAUUGUUAUGACAUUUUAAGAGGAUACAGAAAGUUUCAGAGGGGAAAAAUGAAUAGUUUUUGAGAAAUGGACCAAAAUACCUUGUUUUAGGUCAUCAGAUGCCCGAAAAAAUCUGGCAUUCUUAGGUUUUUGGCUAGGCGCAGAUUUUGAAAGUUUCCAGUACAUUGUUAUGACAUUUUAAGAGGAUGCAGAAAGUUUCAGAGGAAAAAAAUGAAUAGUUUUUGAGAAAUGGACCAAAAUACCUUGUUUUAGGUCAUCAGAUGCCCGAAAAAAUCUGGCAUUCUUAGGUUUUUGGCUAGGCGCAGAUUUUGAAAGUUUCCAAUACAUUUUUAUGACAUUUUAAGAGGAUACAGAAAGUUUCAGAGGAAAAAAAUGAAUAGUUUUUGAGAAAUGGACCAAAAUACCUUGUUUUAGGUCAUCAGAUGCCCGAAAAAAUCUGGCAUUCUUAGGUUUUUGGCUAGGCGCAUAUUUUGAAAGUUUCCAAUACAUUUUUAUGACAUUUUAAGAGGAUACAGAAAGUUUCAGUGGAAAAAAGUGAAUAGUUUUUGAGAUAUCGACCAUGGUGAACCUGUUAUAGGUCAAGUUGCUGGAAAAUUCGACCAAUUUUCUUCGGCAUCUCUUUUUUUCCGAGAUAUAUGUGUGUUACUGUUUUUUUCUCCAAAUUGUCACAAAUAAAUUCGAGCUCUCUGCAAAACUUUUGUCAAAUGUACGCCGAAGGGUACGAUUCUGUGUUCUGAUGACCUAAAACAAGGUAUUUUGGUCCAUUUCUCAAAAACUAUUCAUUUUUUUCCUCUGAAACUUUCUAUAUCCCCCUAAAAUCUCAUAAAAAUGUUUUGGAAAUUUUCAAAAUCUGCGCCUAGCCAAAAACCUAAGAAUGCCAGAUUUUUUCGGGCAUCUGAUGACCUAAAACAAGGUAUUUUGGUCCAUUUCUCAAAAACUAUUCAUUUUUUUCCUCUGAAACUUUCUGUAUCCUCUUAAAAUGUCAUAACAAUGUACUGGAAACUUUCAAAAUCUGCGCCUUGCCAAAAACCUAAGAAUGCCAGAUUUUUUCGGGGUCAAGGUGGUCUUGCACAUGAGACAUUUAAUGUCCGAUAUCUCAAAAACUAUAUAUUUGAUCUUUCUGAAAUUUUUAUGGUUUGUUAGACGAGGCUUGAAGUUUAUUAUUCCGGUUUCAAAAUCUGCGCCUCGUCCAAACUGCAUUUUUUAUGCCCGAAAUGGUAUGUUGCCUCAUGUGUAACAUAGCUUAGAUGUAAUUUUUGGUGUUCGGUGACAAUUACAAAAAUAUUCAGCAUCGUCGAAAACAUACACUUGAACUCGAUUUGCGCUAAAAUAGCACUUUGUUUUCUCGUUUAGGGCAUAUCUUUUUUUUUAAAAAAUGUUACAGUAUGCCGUCAUAUAGUAAUUUUGGGCAAAAAUAAAGAAAGCGAAUGUUUUGUGGCUAUCAGUGAUUAAGUUGACCAAUUUUCGUUCAAUUCUGAGACAUCGAUUUUAACAAUGUCCGGGCCAAACUACGAUUUGUAAUAAAACGCGUUUUAAAGAGUCAUAAGGAGCUGAGGUGGGACUGAUUUUGUUGAUUUGCAGGACGUGGUCGAGCUCAGGGAGCCAGGAGCAUCUUAAUCGCCGAAAAUGAAUGGAUACAAAAAAUGGAAGAAACGAAUCAAGAACGAGUUCGUCUGAUGAGAGCAGCCCUCGACCUCAUCGACAACAACCUAGUUGAUUUUCAGGACAAAGUAACAACUUUUUAUAUUACACUUGACAUUUACAUUACUUUAGGUGAAAGCGCAGAUAAGCGCGAACAAAAAUGAGCGAGAUAUGCGGCGGAUUGAAGCCGAAGAGGCUAAGGAGGCGUUUUCGCGGAGAAAACACGAUUAUGUCGUGGCUUGCCGGUAAGAAUUUGAUGUUUUUUUUAUUAUACUAGGUGUAAUGUGUAACAGCUAAAGUAAUAUUUCCAGUGGAUGUAAUGGGUUCCUAGUUCAUUCCACGAAGAUUUUCAAGAAUGCCUCGCACUUCACAGCGGCGGAUAGUCGCAUUUGGAUGAGGGUAGAAACGACAGAAUACUUGAAGGCAGAUCGAAUCGAUUCAACUGAGCCCACCGUUGGAAAGGUAAGGAAAAAUAGGAGAAUUAAAGUUGGUUUGGGGCCUAGAAAGUCUGUUGUUGUCUAUGCUUUAGGUUAAAGCUGAAAAAUUUGAGUGCAAAUGGGAAAUUUUGCGAUUUUUCGCCUAAAAUAAGGUCAAAAUGAUGAUUUUUGGGCAAAUCGACAAUUUUUGCUUCGGAAACUAUAUUUUUUUAUUGUUACUAGGUAGGAUGAAUAAUUUUAAAUAUUCAUUUAGCUCUUUGGAUACUUGUUUUUACUAUAGCCACUAUUUUUUAUAGAUUUUUUCGAAUUUUUCGCAAUUUUUGCCUUAUUUUUUAAAAUAAAACUAAUUUUUUCCUAAAAAUUGGGUUGACUCUAGUCUAAAGAUGAUUUUUCAGUCUUCCAUAAACUUAUCUUGCUAUACACGUUGUAUAUUUCCAGGUCUGACCUCUCUUUUCAGUUAAAUCCCUCCUCGUUUUUUCAGAUAAACUCUGGAAAUUCCUCGAAAAUCUUCAACCAAUUUGAGGUAAUUAGUCAUAACACAUUUCUAUUGUUGUGAGCAGGUCACAUCUAUCUUAUUUUACAUCCAUUUAUGCAUGUCUUUCCCGAUUAACACGCUUUUUUCCAAAUUUUUGACUAAAAUAAUAUACUUUUAGAUCCGAUGUCAAAAUCUGACUGAUCACGGAAAAUGCGGCCAAAUUCUUGGCUCUGUUGUGAUCUGCCGACUCAAUGGGAAGGUGUUCCUGCCAAUUCUGAAGUGCUCCCAGCUCGUCUUUGUGGAGGUUCCCCUCAAUUAUGAUCAGCCGGUCACUCCGUUGGUGGGAAAGAGGGUUGUAAAAAAACAGUGGAAACAGAUGGAGGAAUUCUUUCGUCCGCGACCGAUGACCAGCUAUGAGUGGGCGGAUAUGGCCAGAGUCAAACCCACCAUCUCGCUGAGCCCCGGACUACAGAGAGCCAUGCAAAAUUGGAGUGAAGGCGAGAGUAUCGACAGCCCCGACCUUAGCCAAGAUAGUGGUGUAGCAGAAUAA